Molecule: messenger RNA, 568 nt
Organism: Protopterus annectens (West African lungfish)
Lineage: Eukaryota; Metazoa; Chordata; Ceratodontiformes; Protopteridae
Product: zinc-binding protein A33-like
Exons: 2
Coding region: 1-507 (168 amino acids)
Molecular function (GO): metal ion binding
Source: RefSeq, a predicted model, not a curated record
AUGGCAGCUGGUAACCCAUUGCAUGAUCUAGCUGAGGAUUUAUUGUGUUCAGUUUGUCUGUAUUUGUUUAAAGAAGCUGUAGUGCUGGAAUGUGGACAUAGUUUUUGUAAAUCCUGCAUAGAUAAAGUCUGGGACAGUGAGAACAUUACCUUCUGUCCUGAAUGCAGAAAGGCAUUCCCAUCUAAAAGCUGUCCUGUGUGUGUCAUCUGUAUGAUCUCAUCUAAACAUAAAGGGUACAGAUUGCUACCCAUACUGGAAGCAGCCAGCAUGUUUCAGGACAAUCUGAAAAAUACUGUAUCUUCUCUAGAAAUGAAAAUGAAACAUCUCAAAGAGUGUCAAAGCAAGCAGGAACAGAUAAUCUCUGGUAUCAAGGAUGAUGUCCAAAGCUUGGAACAGCACAUUACAUCAGAAUUUGCCAAGCUGCGACAGUUUCUCCAGGAUAAGGAGCAACAGAUGAUCCAACAGCUCAAGGAGAAAGCUGCAGGAAUUCUAGAAAAGAUGACAUAAAACUUAGAGAAAAUUGAAGAAAUGAACAAAAUUAUUCAGAAGAAAAAAUCCAGCAUUGAAU